AUGGCUACUUCAACUCUAAAUGAGCCUAUUGCUGUCGUCGGCUCUGGUUGCCGCUUCCCUGGCGGCAUCAAUACGCCAUCCAAGCUUUGGGAUGAGCUAAAGGCACCCACCGAUCUCCAGCGCCCAAUUCCCAAGGACCGUUUCAAUAUUGAUUCCUUUUACCAUCCCGAUGGAACGCAUCAAGGUCGGACUAACGCCAUGCACGCGUACACUCUGUCCACCAACACGCACGCAUUCGACGCGCCUUUUUUCAACAUCCAGCCACACGAGGCCGAGGCUAUUGACCCUCAGCAGAGGCUGCUGCUGGAGACUGUCUAUGAGGGUAUUUCAUCGGCAGGGAUGAAAGUUGAAGAUCUUGCAGGCAGCUCGACGGCCGUCUACGUUGGCGUCAUGACACAUGACUUUGAGACGAAUAUUACACGCGAUUUGACUAACGUUCCCACACAUACCGCUACCGGGAUUUCUUUGUGUAUUGCAUCGAAUCGAUUGUCUUACUUCUUCGACUGGCAUGGUCCUAGUAUGACCUUGGACACGGCAUGUUCAUCGUCGCUGGUUGCCGUUCAUUUAGCUGUGCAGCAGUUACGAAGCGGUAGCAGUAAGAUUGCUGUGGCAGCUGGAGCCAAUUUAAUCCUUGACCCCAUGCCUUAUGUGUUGGAAAGCAAACUGAACAUGCUGUCGCCAACCGGCCGGUCGCGAAUGUGGGAUGCAUCAGCCGAUGGCUAUGCUCGAGGUGAAGGCGUUGCUUGUGUUGUACUCAAAACCCUUAGCCAAGCACUCGCAGACGGUGACCAAAUCGAGUGCAUUAUCCGUGAAACAGGAGUCAACCAGGAUGGUCGCACCCCAGGUAUCACAAUGCCGAAUAACGCGGCGCAGGCAAGCCUUAUUAGAGAGACGUACAAAAAGGCAGGGCUUGAUCUUGAGAAGCCCACUGAUCGUUGUCAAUUCUUCGAAGCGCACGGCACUGGAACGCCCGCCGGAGACCCCCAGGAGGCUGAGGCAAUUUCCACAGCUUUCUUUGGUCAUAGGAAACGUAUAACUGAUGAAGACCCUUUAUACGUUGGUAGUGUCAAGACAGUCAUUGGGCAUACAGAGGGAACAGCAGGCAUUGCUGGCUUGAUGAAGGCAUCACUUGCUGUCCAAAAUGGCAUCAUCCCUCCAAACUUGUUGUUUGAUAACCUCAGCCCCCGUGUAGCUCCCUACUACCAUGAUUUGCGCAUUCUCAACGAGGCGCAGCCUUGGCCUACCUUAGCUCCAGGGCAGCCGAGGCGAGCAAGCGUCAACUCUUUCGGUUUUGGUGGUACAAAUGCCCACGCCAUUAUUGAGAACUACGUGCCCCCCGACUCCUUGGCUCACACGCUGCGUCCUGAUCACCUCGGUUCGCCCAAUACGGAGGCAGCAUGCAUUCUUCCGCUUGUUCUCUCAGCAAAAUCCGAAAGGUCGCUGAAGAACGUCAUGGAAAGUCUUAUUGAAUUCCUCAAGGCCAAUCCAGAAACUCAAAUUCAGGACGUCGCGUGGACCCAGCUUCAAAAUCGCUCUGUGCUUAACGUGCGGCGCUCCAUCGUUGGCGUCCAGACCCUUGAUGCUGCGAUCGCCACUCUCCAAGGAGAAGUCGCCAAAAUCGAUGCCAAAGAAGAACCUCCAAUUAUGACGACUGAUCUGAGGAAUAAUCCUGGCAUCCUUGGCAUCUUCACCGGCCAAGGAGCACAGUGGCCCACGAUGGGCAAGAAGCUGGUCUCCGAUGUUCCCCUUGCCAACGCCAUUCUCUUAGAACUUGAAGACUCGUUGCAGACACUUCCGGAGGAGUACAGACCUGAUUGGACCUUAUACGGCGAAAUGAUGCGUGAAAAGGAAUGUUCAAACGUCAUGAACGCGGCUUUUUCACAACCACUUUGCACUGCAGUACAAAUCAUUCUCGUUCGCCUUCUCGCUGCCGCGGGUGUGAACUUUAAAGCAGUUGUCGGCCACAGUUCGGGCGAAAUCGCAUGCGCGUAUGCCGCUGGCUUUAUCACCGCUUCUCAAGCCAUCCGAAUUGCGUACCUCCGCGGUGUUGUUACGACCAAUUACGCUUGCUCCCCUACAGGUGAGAAGGGUGCCAUGCUCGCUGCGGGUACUUCAUUUUCGGGUGCUCUAGAGCUGUGUGCCUUGGAAGCAUUCCGAGGGCGAAUCUGUGUUGCAGCAAGCAAUUCACCAGAUAGCGUAACGCUCUCGGGUGAUGCGAGCGCUGUUCAUGAUAUGCAGGAGGUUCUUGAGGACGAAGCAAAGUUUGCACGUUUGUUGAAAGUGGACAAGGCCUAUCAUUCGCACCAUAUGCUACCUUGCGCCACAAAGUAUACCCAAGCAAUGGAAUCGUGCGGCUACUCCAUCAAAGCUGAAAUCCCUUCAUCAACUUCUCCCAUCUGGUAUUCUUCCGUUCGGGAGGGCAGGGUUAUGACUGCCAACGAUGUUGCCAGUGAUUACUGGAAAGACAACCUCAUCUCGCCAGUACUAUUUUCACAAGCGCUGACUCACGCCACGAGCGACAAUGCGACCAAACUUGACGUCGCUAUAGAAGUCGGCCCACAUCCAGCCCUCAAGGGCCCUGCACUUUCGACCAUGCAGGCGAGCGCAGGCAUCAAGCUCACCUACACUGGGUGUAUGCAACGCGGUGGCGAUGAUAUUGAUGCUUUCGCCAGCGCUCUGGGUCAUCUGUGGGAGCGCUUCGGCUCCGGCUGCCUCGAUAUUGCCGGUAUCAUAAACAAGAUCUCUCCUCGAGGAUUAAACAGAAGUUUGGCGAAAGAGCUUCCUCGCUAUCCUUGGGAUCACUCCCGUACGUACUGGGCUGCAUCCCGGCGUGCAAAGGCUUUUCUUCAUGGUGAUAAACCGCACUUACUGCUGGGCAAACUGUCCCCUGACAGCACGGUUUCAUCGAUGAUAUGGAACAACUUCAUACGGCCACGAGACAUCGACUGGCUCGAGGGCCAUGGACUACAGGGACAGACCGUUUUCCCUGGUGCUGGAUAUGUAAUCAUGGCCAUGGAGGCAGCGCUUCAUGUGGCCUCAGGCCGCAAAGUGCAACUGUUGGAGGUUCUACAGUUGAGCAUCGAUAAGGCCAUCACAUUUGAGGACGAGAGCACAUCUGUAGAGCUUUCGUUGAAGGCCGAUGUCGUCACACUGGAGCCCUCUGAUCCUGAUCGGAUUGUGCUUACAUUCAAUAUUGCAUCAUGUCUGGCCAAGGAGAAUAGUCCAUCCUCGUCAGCUAGAGGCCAGAUUAUUGUCACCUUGGCUCAAGGUGAUCUAUCUUACCAUGCUCUGCCGCACUCACAGGAUGAGCCGCCGCACAUGAAUAAGGUCAACCUCGAAACAUUUUACAAGGAGCUCGCAGGCAUUGGUUAUCAAUAUUCCAAGGAGUUCCGCGAGAUUACCAACAUGAAGCGUGUUGAUGGAAAGACCACUGGCACGAUGGCGUUUCCCAAGUGUCUUGAUGGUGAUAGUACUAUUGUACUUCACCCAGCAACCCUGGAUUUGUCCUUCCAAACCAUUAUUGGUGCUUAUUCUUCUCCGGGAGACAAGCGACUGCGAUCACUUCAUGUGCCUACCAGCAUCGAGCGCGUCGCCGUCAACCCUUUUUUAUGCGCUUCGCUGUACAAGCAGAGUCUGAGUACGGUUUUUUUUAACUCUUCAGUCCGAAAUUCUACCAGCGAUGCAAUUGGGGGUGACAUUGAAGUCUUUGCACCAGCCACUGAUGGAAUCACCGACAAUCGAUCUACUUUAUUCCAAGUCGAUGGAAUAAUGUUCAAGCCCUUUACCCCUCCAUCUGCCGCUGAUGACCACCAAAUGUUUUCGAAAUGGAUAUGGGGACCCCUUUCCCCUGAGAAGCUCCUCGACGAUGAGAAAUACUGGGCAACAGAGCAGGAUAAGGCUGCAAUGCCAGUGAUGGAGCGCAUUGUGUUCUUUUAUAUCAGAACGUUUCUACAACUCAUUACAGAAGAGGAUAAACAGUUUAUUGCUCCAUACCAUCAGCAGCAGGUCAAAUGGUUCGAGUAUGUACUGGCAGAAGCAAGGGGGGGUCGGCUUCACGCAUGGUAUAAUGAGUCUUGGGAGACCGACACUCAGGACGGAAUUGCGAAACUUUGCGAGAGGUUUCCUGACCAUCCACACGUCCGCUUAAUCUAUCGGAUAGGCCAGAACCUUGAGGACAUUAUCAUCCACGGCACACGGAACCCUUUUCAACUGAUGGACCAUGAUGGUCUUCUUACAGAAUUUUACGCCAAUCCUCGCAGUUUUGGUCCGUCACUCUCUUACUUCCAGGAUCUCUCGUCACAGAUUGCCCAUCGUUACCAGAAUAUGGAUAUCCUUGAGAUUGGCGGCGGUACUGGAGGCGCAACAAAGCACAUCCUUGAUAUUCCGCAGCUUGCCUUCAACACGUAUACAUUCACCGACAUCUCUUCGAGCUUUCUCGACAAGGCGCGUGAGCUUUUCGUCAAGUACGAAGAUCGCAUGGACUUCCGCACUCUAGAUAUACGCCGAAACCCUGAAGAACAAGGUUUCAAACCACAACAGUACGCUCUUAUUAUUGCUUCUAACAUUCUUCAUGCUACACCGAUCCUUCAUGAGUCUAUGAAGAAUGUACGAUCGCUUCUGAAGCCUGGUGGUCACGUUGUGGUGAUGGAGCUCACGCACCGUAAGCAUUCUCGACUUGGCUUCAUCUUUGGUCUGUUUCCCGACUGGUGGGCAGGUCAGGAUGAAGGCCGCAUCUGGGAGCCGUUUGUUAGCUUUGACAAAUGGGAUGAAAUCCUCAGGCAGACUGGGUUUUCGGGUAUCGAUUCUCGUACCCUAGACCGUGACGCUGAGCUAUUCCCCAACUCGUGCUUCAGUACACACGCUCUUACCACCCAAAUUUCACGGCUGGACCAUCCGCUUUCUGCCGCACCAAAGGACAAAGAGCCCGCCAUUGUGACCAUUGGUGGAGGCUCUCUAUGGACGAAGGCUGCCAUCGAAAAGUUGCGGCAGAUUCUACCUCACCGCCGCUUGACCUGCGUCAAAAGUUUACGAGAUAUCCAUGAGACGGAUUUGGAGACUAAGUCUACAUUUCUUGUUCUUUCAGACUUGGACGAUCCGCUCUUCAUCGACUUGGAUGAGGACAAGUUUGAAGCUAUGAAAUCCAUCUUCUACUAUGCCUCCCACAUUCUUUGGGUGACAGAGAACGCCUGGGUUGAACACCCUUACCAAGCCAUGGCGAUUGGUCUCCUUCGCUCAGUGCGUCUUGAGCACCCUGAAGUUUCUGCCCAGGUUCUUGACGUGGACAAUCUUGGCAACCUUCAUGGCAAUGUUCUGGCGGAGCAACUGCUUCGUCUAGAAUUUGGAUCCACCUGGCAGGAGGAUCACCUACUUUGGACUCAGGAACCUGAAAUUUACUUAUCGCAAGGCCGCAUGAUAAUCCCUCGUCUCAAGCAUGACAUUACGAGAAAUGACCGACUCAACUCAAAAAGACGGCCUAUUUUCACUGAAGUCAAUAUUGAUGAGUCUCCUGUUAGGUUGCGGAAGGCCAAUCAGGACUCGUACUUGGAGUGCAGCGUCGCUGACACGCAUGCUGGCCUGGUCAAUAUUUCUGUCAGCUUUGCUCUAGCCAAAUCCAUUCGCAUCGGCAACCUUGGGUAUCUGUACGUCGUUCAAGGUACUGAGAUUGGCUCCAGCAAGCCCGUCAUCGCACUCUCUCAAGAAAACGCAUCAACGAUUGCCGUGCCUGCCGGUCGAGUGUUUCCUCUAGACUCUGUCCACGAAGACGAGUGUGUCCUGCUCUCUAUAGCUGCAGAGAUACUGGCACAGGCAAUUAUUUCCCAAGCUGCACCCGGCACCGCCAUGAUUGUCCUGGAGCCGCCUCACUUUUGCAUCGAGGCGAUUGAGCGAGCAGCUGCAAAAGCAGGCGUGCGUGUCAACUUUGCAUCAGUACAUCCAGCACCAUCCUGUAAAGGACAAUGGAUUAGAUUGCACGAGAAAGAGACGCACAGCAGCCUUUUGGUCAAAGCCUUUACCCCUGACACGUCGGUCUUUUAUGAUCUUUCUAUCGAUCAGAGCCCGUUCGGCUUGGCCCGCCGCCUAGCUGCUUGUUUCCCAUCGACAGUGUUGGUACUUCGCACUGAACAUCUUAUCCAAGACUUGGCCACACAGACCGUCUCUUCAUGUAUCCCAAAUGGUUACCUAAAGCAUGUUGAACAAGCUGUUGCUAUGGCAGUCACUUCCAAGUCUGCUCCUGAUAUGGUCCCUGCGAACAAGUGGACAGGGUUCAAUGGCACUUGGGGUAUGUCUACAGUAAUCAACUGGCGGGCUAAUCCCAAUCUCAAUGUCAGGAUACAACCCAUCGACUCUCUUAAUCUUUUCCUCCCUACAAAGACGUAUCUCCUGGUGGGACUUGCUGGAGACCUCGGUCGAUCUCUCGCCCGCUGGAUGAUCAAGCACGGAGCCUGCUAUGUUGUACUCUCCAGUCGCAAUCCUCAAGUCAAUCCACGAUGGCUGGCCGAGACUGAGAAAAUGGGAGGUAAUGUGCUUGUACUACCCAUGGAUGUCUCUAAGAAGGCUUCCGUGGAUACAGGGCUUGAAACAAUUGCUUCUUCAGGCAUGCCCGCUAUUGGAGGUGUCGCUUUCGGUCCACUCGUUCUCCAAGACAUCCUGUUCAAGAACAUGGACCUUGAAAUGAUGGAGAUGGUUGCGGCACCCAAGGUCACCGGUGUGCGCAUCCUCAAUGAAGCUUUGGCGGAUUCUAAUCUGGACUUUUUUGUCAUGUUCUCGUCAGUUGUUGCUGUCUUGGGUAACCCCGGUCAAAGCGCGUAUAGUGCUGCCAACUCUUACAUGCAUGCUCUUGCACAACAGCGACGAGCACGCGGGCUCUCGGGGUCUACCAUUGACAUUGGUGCUGUCUACGGUGUCGGCUAUGUUACCCGCGCCGGCCGCGAAGAAGAAUUCGACGCUGUCCGCUUCUUGUUUGAUACUGUUUCUGAGGACGAAUUGCACGCGCUCUUUGCCGAGGCUGUUGUAGCUGGAAGACCUGACGCUCCCAAGGACGAGGACGUUGAGGUCAUUACGGGAGUGCCGUUCAUCGACCCAACCUUCCGGGACCGCAUUCCCUUCUUUGACGAUCCACGGUUCGGAUAUUACAAACUUCAGAGUCAGAGCGCUAAGUUGGACGACCUUUCUGCAUCUGGAGGUUCUAUAAAAGACCGAUUGAUGGCAGCUCAUUCCCUGGAUGAGGUCCGCGAUAUAGUUAUCGAUGGCCUCGCUACGAAGCUACGCAGCACCUUACAAAUCCCUCCAGAGGAUAGUGUAGACAUUGUGAGCCCACUUAUUGACCAAGGAGUUGACUCUCUUGGCGCAGUAACAAUUGGAACAUGGUUUUCCAAGCAACUUAAUCUCGAUCUCCCGCUGCUAAAGGUAUUAGGCGGCGCAUCAAUCUCUGACUUGGCUAUGGAGGCAGCAGAAAGGUUACCCUCUUCUGCUAUCCCGCUUGUUCAAGACGGUUCAAGAAAUGAUGACGAUGGUGAUGGAAAGGUCGAUUCUUUGGGCGAUGGAUCCAAGGAUGGAAGUUCCACCGAGGAAGAAUCCGGAACCAGGACUCCCCUAACCGAGCCGGAAGACAUGGACAAUGAGGCCAAAGACCCCGUCAUUGUCCGCCAAGAGCAGAUGUCGCUUGCUCAAGAGUACUCCUGGAUACUCCAACAGCAGGCUGACGACCCAACUAUUUUCAACUCCACAAUCGGCAUGUUUAUGGAGGGCCCUAUCGAUCUCACAAGGCUCUCGGCAGUGGUUAAUAUUAUGCUACGCCGACAUGAGAUUUUCCGCACAAGAUUCUCUGAAGAUGGCAAUACUCAUGUACAGACCGUGAUGUCCUUACCAUCAUCUGCUGUCCGACUACAGUCAGUGCGCGUGGCCGAUCGCGAUACAGCUUUGGAAGGCUUCUCUCGGGUCGAGCAACACAAAUAUGCCCUCGCCGAUGGAGACACGAUCAAACUAGUUGUAUUCCAUUGGUCAUCUGAUCAACAUCUUUUGGUACUUGGCUACAGCAGGCUUGUUGGUGACGGACAAACAACCGAGAAUCUCUUCAAUGAGAUCGGGCAGCUAUACGCAGGCGUAUCGCUCCCUGCCCCCGUGCAACAAUAUGUGGAGUCCUCCUCCCGUCAGAGACAACAGUACGAGAGUGGCAGUAUGGACGAUGACAUCGAUUUUUGGUUGUCUUUGCACAGGACCCCAGCUGCUGUGCUGCCGGUCAUGAGCUUGCCUGGUGCCCAAACUCGUGAGUCCGCUACUGCGGUUCCAACUGGCCUUUGGGAGCAACACUCCAUCAAUGUCCGGUUGAAUCCCAUGAUUGCCAUCCGCGUCAAGGAACGUAGCCGCAAACACAAGGCCAGCCCUCUUCACUUCUACUUGACAGCAUUCCACGUGCUGCUUGCUCGAUUGACCGGCACUGUCGAGGUCGCCGUCGGUGUUGCCGACACCAACCGGCCCAACCUGCAGGACGUGGCGACAAUGGGUUAUUUUGCAAAUCUCCUGCCUCUGCGAAUGGCCUACGCCGCCGGCGACACCUUCGGUGACGAGCUUGUUGCAACCAAAGAACACAUGCGGACGGCGUUGCAGCACUCCCAAGUGCCGUACAGCGUCCUGCUCCACCGUCUUAACCUGUCUUCAGCACAAGCAAAGUCCGGAAAGCCAGCACCGCUUUUCCAGGCUGUCUUUGACUAUCGACAGGGCCAGGCGGAAAGUGGCACUAUUGGCGCAGCCAAGAUCACCGAGGUGAAGGCAACGCGUGAACGAACCCCUUAUGACGUUGUGCUGGAGAUAUCGGAUGACCCAAGCAAGACACCCCUCAUUACAUUCAAGCUUCAAAACACGCUCUACAGCUCGGAAGAUGCGAAGUUCCUUGCUAAUGCAUACUUGUCCGUGCUAUCCGUUUUCUCUAGGAAUCCGGCAUUGAAGGUGAAUGAGGGACGCUUGGAUCAGCCCCUUAAAGGGGCUGCAGUUUAG
Colletotrichum truncatum is the source of this 8991-nucleotide messenger RNA. RefSeq names its product beta-ketoacyl synthase domain-containing protein. Gene Ontology annotation, biological process: secondary metabolite biosynthetic process; fatty acid biosynthetic process. NCBI's taxonomy places the organism in Eukaryota, Fungi, Ascomycota, Sordariomycetes, Glomerellales, Glomerellaceae. Gene Ontology annotation, molecular function: 3-oxoacyl-[acyl-carrier-protein] synthase activity; phosphopantetheine binding; fatty acid synthase activity. The record is from RefSeq and is a predicted model, not a curated record.